AUGUCAAGCAAAUACCUGGCGCUAACUCAGCCCAAGAAUAAGGUACAAGUGAUGUACGUCUGGAUCGACGGAACCGAUGAACACGUGAGGGCGAAGACAAAGACCGUGUCAUUCGUGCCGAAGGACGCCUCAGAGCUUCCCGUCUGGAACUUCGACGGCUCGUCGACGGGUCAGGCGGACGGCAGUAACGCAGACGUAUAUCUCCUGCCCGUUCAGCUCUACAACGACCCUUUCCGCGGCGGUAACAACAAGUUGGUUAUGUGUGAGACCAUCCGCUACAACAAGAACCCGACCGAAUCCAACCACAGACACAGUUGCAAAAUGGUUAUGGAUUUAGUCCAGGAUCAACACCCGUGGUUUGGCAUCGAACAGGAGUACACUUUGCUGGACGGCAACGACCGAAACAAGCCGUUGGGUUGGCCUCAGGGAGGUUUUCCCGGACCGCAGGGUCCCUACUAUUGCGGUGUCGGCGCUAACCGUGUGUUCGGUCGGGACGUCGUUGAGACUCACUAUAGGGCCUGUCUUUACGCCGGUAUUGAGAUCGCCGGCGAAAACGCCGAAGUAAUGCCCUCUCAGUGGGAAUUCCAGGUGGGUCCGUGUGAAGGCGUCAACAUCGGUGACGACCUAUGGAUGGCCCGAUUCCUGUUGCACAGAGUGGCCGAAGACUUCCACAUCGGUGUGUCGUUCGACCCGAAGCCGAUCCCCGGCGANUUUCGAAAUGUGGGUCCGUGUGAAGGCGUCAACAUCGGUGACGACCUAUGGAUGGCCCGAUUCCUGUUGCACAGAGUGGCCGAAGACUUCCACAUCGGUGUGUCGUUCGACCCGAAGCCGAUCCCCGGCGAGUGGAACGGCUCGGGAGCGCACACUAACUUCAGCACUAAAGCCAUGCGAGAACCCGGAGGUAUGGCUGAGAUCGACAGAGCCAUCGAGUGUUUGAGCCGUAAUCACGACAAACAUAUCACGAAAUACGACCCGAGAGGCGGUCUCGACAACGCCCGACGUUUGACCGGUCGUCUCGAGACGUCGAGCAUUGACUCGUUCAGCUCAGGAGUGGCCAAUCGCGGCGCCAGUGUUCGCAUUCCGCAUUCGGUGGCCGACGACGGCUACGGAUACUUCGAGGACCGCCGGCCGUCUUCUAACUGCGACCCAUAUGUCGUGACGGAAGUCAUUGUCCGCACGUGUUGUCUCAAUGAGUAAACCCAUCGUUAUCUAUGUCUAGUUAGUGGUGGAUGUAAUGGACGAACGGUCGCAAAGAGAUAACACAACUAUCGC
This is a messenger RNA of Medioppia subpectinata, 1272 nucleotides long. The record is from the annotation of a GenBank genome assembly. Lineage: Eukaryota; Metazoa; Arthropoda; Arachnida; Sarcoptiformes; Oppiidae.